AUGCGCAUCUCGACUGUUGUUCUUGUAUUCAUUUCAAUGAUGCUGGGUAUCAUUGGAGUCAAUGCACACCCCGCAUUAGCAGUUCGUGGAUCUAAUGAGAUUAACGCUUCGGGCAUGCCACCGCGACGUGUCGAGCCGUCAAUGACUGUAGCUGCAAAUGGCCUACCCCCGGCUUGA
This is a messenger RNA of Suillus discolor, 177 nucleotides long. RefSeq lists its product as uncharacterized. The transcript has 2 exons. The record is from RefSeq and is a predicted model, not a curated record. Bases 1 to 177 code for a protein of 58 amino acids. NCBI's taxonomy places the organism in Eukaryota, Fungi, Basidiomycota, Agaricomycetes, Boletales, Suillaceae.